This is a messenger RNA of Chilo suppressalis (striped riceborer), 3396 nucleotides long. NCBI's taxonomy places the organism in Eukaryota, Metazoa, Arthropoda, Insecta, Lepidoptera, Crambidae. The record is from the annotation of a GenBank genome assembly.
AACAAAAUGGACGAUUCGGAGCGAGUAAUAUUUACAGAAACGAAUAAAAUUAAACUAUGAAUACAGUCUAAACGAAAACAACAUAACUUUUUCAUGUUUCUCUUUUACGAACUACUGAAGUGCUAUCAUUGCUUUGUAUAAUAACAUCAGCGAUAUUAAUGACGUUGUACCGUGGACGCACUACCAGCGCUCAAAAUAUGUCCCAACCGUGUGGUGCUUAGUCACCGCGUAAGCACUGUCUCGCUCAGUCGUGUGCUAGACGUCGAGAACUCAAUAUGCCAAAGUGCGCCGUGAAAAAUUGCAAAAGCAACACAUUAACCACCAAAAAAAAGGAUGGGGUGUCUUAUUUUCGAUUCCCAAUAAAUGAAACGGAAAGAGAAAAAUGGCGGACCAUCAUAGCCACAGAGAGAAGAGAAGAAUCUUUUAAACCUAAUAAUUCAAGCGUUGUUUGUUCAAAUCAUUUUUUGGAAAAUGAUUUUUACUUCACAAAAUGUGGCCGAAGAAAAGUAAAGAAAAAUAUUCUUCCACGAGUUGUGAAAACUGAGAGAGAAAAUGAAGAUGAAACGGAAAUGCGAACAGACGUAAAUGAUCUAAGUACGCCACCACCGACACCAUCAGGAGUAACUUUAACUAUCGACUCACUAAUAACAUCGGCCUGUCAAAAACUUAUCUAUAAAACUGAGAGAGAAAAUGAAGAUGAAAAUAAAACACAAACAGACCUAAAUGAUCGAAGGACAUCACCACCGACAUCAGCAGGAGUAACUUUAAUGGUCGACUCUCCAAAAACAUCGGCUUGUCAAAAAUUUAUAUGUAAAACUGAGAGCGAAAAUGAAGAUGAAAACAAAAUGCGAACAGACGUAAAUAAUCAACGGACACCACCACCGACAUCAUCAGUUGUAACCAUAACUGUGGAGUCGCCAAAAACAUCAGCUUUUAAAAAAUCUCUGGAAACUUGUCAAAAAUUUAUCGAAUUGAAAAAUAGACAGAUUAUUAAUUUAAAGAAGAAAAACAAGAGGCUAAUGAAAAAAUGUCUGAACUUAAAAGGAAAGGUAACAGAUUUAAAGAAGGAACUUCGGGUACACAAACCUUCGAAGAAAACACUGAAUACUACUGUGAACGAAUUUACUAUAGUACGAGAUAUAUUAACAGCAAAAAGAAAAGUCCCAUUUGGCACAUAUCCACCUGAUCUUCGAAAAUUUUCAUUGAACAUGUAUUCCCACUCACCAAAUGCCUACAAAUAUCUACGUGAAGUAUUCUCUGAAACUUUGCCACAUCCUAAUACAUUAAUGAGGUGGCAAAAGCCUAAAACUGUCCAAUGGCCUGACCCAAAUUUCGUUAUAGUAGAGAUUCCAGAGAUUAAUCACGAUUAAAAAUGUUUGUACAUACAUUUGUUGGUAAAGUAUAGAAUAGACCUUAAACAACAGACAGUAUUAUUAGAAACGUCCCUACGCAAAUUUCGGCAGUAAAUAGCCUAUUCACUUUUUUUUAUAUUUACAGUGUUUAACUAAAGAAAAAGUUGCAUAUCCAUCGAAGCUUUUUAAAAUGAGUAUCUUAGUAAAAAUUUUAAAAUAAAGCAGUAGUGGAUUACUAGAUAGCUUGGUGAUUAUCACUUCCAUUUGUUAAAAGCAGUUAGCGAAAAGGCCUACUGAACUGUCGACAAAAUGUGAUGCGUGAGUCAUCACUGCACGAACGUUUAUAAAACACCUUAGCAUAAUGAAUGCCUCGAUCAUUAUGAAUGAAUAUGAAAACUUACAUAGUUAUAUAAUAAUUAUGAUAUCUUUUUAUAUUUACCCUUUAGAACGACAUAAAUGUCUGUGACGAACGAUAUCGGUAAUAAUGAUGAUUAUGGUAAGAAUAUUGAAUUAAAUAAUAUACAUACUAUUAAUAGUAUUUUUUAUUUAUCACAUUUUUAGAUGACCCUCUCUAAGCCCAUGGUUGGGAAAUCGUGAAUCAUCAUUUAAAUGCUACAUUUAUUUAUAAAUUUAUAAAUAAAUGUAGCAUUUAAAUGAGGAUUCACAAUUUUUUGACAAAAAAAAAUCAGUUUAUGAUUAUUUGAUGUGCGCCGGACUGUUCAAAGAAAAGAUUUAAGUAUAAUAGGUACUUAUAGAAAGUACUAUAAAUAAAUAAGGGGUAGAUAUACAAAACCAAGAAUGAAAAUAUAACGCAAUAUCAGUCUUUUAUUAAAUCAAAGCCGGGUGUGAUUCAGUUGAGAUAUUUGAGCAGUUCCUCGACAUCCUUCUUGGAUCCGAGGAAGCAGGGCGCUCGCUGAUGUAUACUGGUGGGGACCAAGUCUAGUACUGGUUGCUUUCCGGUGCUGGCCAACCCGCCCGCUUCCGUCACUAUGAACGACAUUGGGUUGCACUCGUAGAGUAGUCGAAGCUGCGGACAAUAAAGAUACUUAUAUUACCGAGUUUUAAUUAUUAAUGCUUUGUAAGUUGUCCCGCCAAACAAAGAAAUUCGGAGAACCCGACUGCAGCACAAUCUAACGGUUCUAUUUGUGAAAUACAUACGAACGAACACUGCCAUGAAGGGUUCCGUAGCAGGAAGUAACAUAAUAUAAAAUUUCUUGUAGUUCGUUGUAACUUUGAUCGAUGUCAUAAUAAUAGUGUAUUUUUUAAAAUUAAGUUAUUGAUUUAUUUUAGGAAAUAAUGGUUCACGGUUUAUGUUUAUGAAAUUAAAUUUUAAUUUUUAUAUUUGAGUUGAUUGAAUAAAAGGUAAAUUGCGGUUUAAGAUUUAUGACGGAUUAAAAAAACUACUUACUAGAUCUCGUUCUAACCAAUUUUCGGUGGAAGUUUGCAUGGUUAUGUACAUCAUAUUUUUUUUUAGUUUUAUAAUUCUCUUAUUUUAGAAGUUACAGGGGGGGGGGGGACCCACACAUCUUACCGCUUAGAAAAAAAAAGAAAACAUAUUAGAAACCUCAAUAUGCCAUACGGACGGACAGACAGACAUGACGAAUCUAUAAGUACAUAAUUUUUCCUUCGACGCGACAAUGGUGACGGGGAACACGAUGGAACACCACUUAACACGGGCCGUACGCAUUGUCUACGGACAACUGCUCCAUCUUUUGUACGUAGCGGUUGAGGCAGUCUUCCCAUUCCGACUGCAUUGAAUCUAUGGUUAUUAGGCGCGACCUCGGUGGCGGGAUACAUGAAGAUGCAACCGUACUUAAUGGUGCGAUGCACGUCCACCACCAAGGAGCUAGCGGAGCGUACGCCUUGCCUACUGACGGCUGCUGCUUCUCUUCAAUGUACCUCUCGAGACCGGCCUCCCAUUACAACUGCAUUGAAUCUAUGGAUAUUAGAUGCUAUAGAUUGCCUUCCCGUUAGGCGCGACAAUGGUAGCGGGGAACAUUAUGGUAACCCGCGCCGUACUCCUUGCCUACGGACGGCUGCUUCU